Molecule: messenger RNA, 1143 nt
Organism: Ambispora gerdemannii
Lineage: Eukaryota; Fungi; Glomeromycota; Glomeromycetes; Archaeosporales; Ambisporaceae
Source: the annotation of a GenBank genome assembly
AUGGCGUUUCCGUAUGGAAAAGAAAAAAUUCGAGGAGUUAAUUUGGGUGGUUGGUUGGUGCUCGAACCUUGGAUAAAGCCAAGCUUAUUCGACCAAUUCCUAAAUUCUUCGGAACCGGCGGUUGACGAAUGGACCUUUACACAAUAUCUCGGCCAAAAAGAAGCAAAACGACAAUUAACAGAACAUUGGGAAACUUGGGUUACCGAAAAAGAUAUCGCACGAUUAUCCACAUACCGUAUCAAUCAUCUUCGUAUCCCAAUCGGAUACUGGGCAUUUGACGUGUUACCAUCUGAACCAUGGGUGACGGGUGCCUUUGAUUAUUUAUUGAAAGCAAUUACUUGGGCUCAGACUUAUAAUCUUAAAGUGGAACUUGAUUUGCAUGGUGGACCUGGGUCUCAGAAUGGAUUCGAUAAUAGUGGUAAACGAGGUGUUGUUGAGUGGCAAACUAACAAGCAAAAUAUUCCGCGUACACUUAAAGUUCUUCAGAUUCUUUGCAUGAAUACUUCUAAUUAUCAAAACACCAUUUCUGCUAUCAAUAUUCUAAAUGAGCCUGCCAGUUGGGGAGGCAACGAUAUCAACAUCACCAAACAAUUCUACAAAGAUGCUUACGAAAUCGUACGACAAUACCAUCCAAAUGCAUUGUUUGUAAUACACGAUGCCUUCUUACCGCUAUCUACUUGGCAAGGAUUCAUGCAAGAAGCGCCAUACAAAGGAGUCGCAUUAGACACACACAUCUAUUUUGUAUUUAUAAGGGAGCUUUUAGCGAGUAGUAAUCAAGAAAAAUUGGAAUCCUUACGCGAAACGAAAUCGAAGCUUGCAAAUUUCACGUCACCGAUUAUGGUUGGAGAGUGGUCCCUCGCUACAACCGAUUGCGCAAAAUGGUUAAAUGGGUUUAACGUCGGUGCUCGCUGGGACGGAACAUUCAAUAAGGAUCCGCCCAUUUUCAAGAAUGCUACGUGUAAAAAUGACACAAAUUAUUUAUUGUGGUCUCCUGAAUACAAACAAUUCCUUUUGGAGUUUGCUAAAACACAAAAGGAUGCCUAUGAAGCUGGAAUCGGAUGGUUCUUUUGGAACUUCAAGACGGAAAAUGCACCGCAGUGGAAUUAUAUGUUAGGAGUUGAACAGGGUUGGAUUCCGUUGUAA